CCUGCCCCUGUCUCUGCCUCCUUCCAGCUGCCCUUUCUUGUGUCUGCUUGCCUGGAUGCUCCAGCAACCAUGAGCCGCCAGUUUAGCUCUCAGUCAGCGUUUAGCUCAAGGAGCAAGAGGGUUUACAGCUUUGGCUCUUCUGCAGGCUCUGGUGGUGGCAGUCAGGCCGUGGGUUCCGUGUGUCAGGCCCGAGGGAGGUGUGGCGGGGGUGGGUAUGGCAGCCAGGCGAGGGGCUUUGGCUCGUGGAGCCUCUACAAUUUGGGUGGCAGUAAAAGCAUCUCUGUUAACCUAGUGGGGAGAGGCACCAGUAGUUUCUGCCAGGGUGCAGGAGCAGGAAGGGGGUUUGGAGGGGGCAGAAACUUUGGGGGUGGUGGUUUUGGAGGUGCUGGCUCUGGAGGUGGUGGUUUUGCAGGUGGUGCUUUUGGGGGUGGGAGCUUUGGAAGUGGUGGCUAUGGACGAGGUGGUUUUGGGGGUGCUGGGUUUGGGAGUAGUAAUUUUGGGCUUAGGGCCUUUGGUCCAUCUUGUCCCGUGGGGGGCAUCCAAGAGGUGACUGUUAACCAGAGCCUCCUGCAGCCACUUGACCUGGAGGUGGACCCUGAAAUUCAGAGAGUCAAGACCCAGGAGCGGGAGCAGAUCAUGGUUCUCAACAACAAGUUCGCCUCCUUCAUCGACAAGGUGCGAUUCCUGGAACAGCAGAAUCAGGUGCUACAAACGAAAUGGGAGCUGCUGCAGCAGGUAAACACGUCGAUUUGGACCAACAACCUGGAGCCCUUCUUAGAGAACUACAUCGGCGAGCUGAGGAGGCAGGUGGAUUUUCUCAACGCGCAGCAGAUGCGCCAGAACACGGAGGUCACGAGCAUGCAAGAUAUGGUGGAGGAAUACAAGAACAAAUAUGAGGAAGAAAUCAACCGGAGGACCAACAAUGAGAAUGACUUUGUCAUCCUGAAGAAGGAUGUGGAUUCUGCCUUUAUGAACAAAGUGGACCUGCAGUCCAGGGUGGACUCACUGUUUGGGGAGGUCAAUUUCCUGAAGCAGUUAUUUGAGAUCGAGCUCUCCCAGAUGCAGACCCACAUCAGUGACACCAAUGUCAUCGUGUCCAUGGACAACAACCGCUCCCUGGACCUGGACAGCAUCAUCAGCGCUGUGCAAGCCCAGUAUGAGAUGAUCGCCCAGAAGAGCAAGGAGGAGGCGGAGGCGCUGUACCAGACCAAGUACCAGGAGCUCCAGAUCACAGCGGGAAGACAUGGAGACGACUUGAAGAACAGCAAGAUGGAGAUUGCAGAGCUCAACCGCACUAUCCAGAGGCUGCAGGCAGAGAUCAGCAACGUCAAGAAGCAGAUUGACCAGAUGCACUCAGUCAUUUCGGAAGCAGAGGAGAGAGGACAGCGGGCACUUCAGGACGCGGGGCAGAAGCUGCAGGGCAUGGAGGUGGCCCUGCAACAGUCCAAGGAGCACAUGGCCCGGCUGCUGCGUGACUACCAGGCACUGCUGGGAGCCAAGCUGUCCCUGGAUGUGGAGAUCGCCACCUACCGCAGGCUGCUGGAGGGCGAGGAGAGCAGGAUGUCAGGAGAGCUGCAGAGCCACGUGAGCAUCUCUGUGCAGAGCAGCCAGAUGACCCUCGGUGGCGCAGGAGGCGGAGGUGGCCGAGGCUCUGGAGGGUACAGCGGCGGCGGUGGCGGCCUCGGCGGCGGCAGCAGCUGGGGCUACGGAGGCAGCAGUGGGGGGAGCUCUCUCGGGGGCGGUGCAGGCUAUGGAGCGGGCAGUGGAGGUGGUUACGGGAGCGGCAGCGGUGGGAACUACGGAGGGAGCAGCAAGUCCAAGGGCAGAAGCAGCGGGAGAUCCGCCCGCCUGCAGAUCAUCCAAACUUCUACCAACACGUCCCACAAGCGAACCGUGGAGUAGAGGUGGCUCGCUCCUGUUCCCUUUUCUACCUCCUCUGACCUCCUCUCACUUCCUUUUCCUGAUGGGUCUCAGCAGUUUCGCCAAUCAAGUCCACUCUAGAUGGGGAAGUAGGUCUAUCUAUGGAGAGCAUUGGCUGGCAGUCAGGACACAGCCAGUCUCAUUUUCAACUCAGACUCUCCCAGCUGGCCCUGCUCCUGUCCCUGGGGAUGCCCAGGGCCCAGUUUAGCCAUGGAGUGUAGAGCAUCUACAAGGCAGAUAAUGGAGAGCUGAUGUCAAGCACACCAGGUUUCUCAGUUCCAGGCCCCCUUUCCUGCACCUGAGCUGCCUGGGAACAAGAAUCCAUCCCUCAAGGAGCCACAGAAUGAGGCCUUUGGAUGAGUGGCUGAUGGCAAGGCAAGCUAGCUUGGCAUGGGGCUCUUCUGUACUGGGGACCAAUUCCUGCCUUUUGGUCUAUAGCCUCACACUGCCAUGGAAAGUGUGGAUUGGCUGCCCACAUCACAUGUCUGUAAGUCACGUCUGGGCCUGAUUUGGAGUCUCGGUCUCAGGAAGCACUAUGCCCCGGGUUAAUAGCCCCAGGUGGGAGUAUUUCAGAGGGCACGAGUUCUUGUCCACAGGGAGGACCCAGAUGAGCAGUGAAGGGAGGAGGUGAUGGACAAGCAAACAAGUUUUGUUCUGUUUUGCCCCUCCUGACAGCUCCAUUCUUUGGAAGCCUGGCCCUUCCUGAACUCUGUUCCAUAACGACUCAUCUGAGACUUUUCCAACAUGCUGGGCAUAUACGGCCUAACUCUACUCUGUCCAGGUGCCCAGGCCUUGAAGAGUUUGAGGAUCAGACUUGGGUCUUGGGAGGUUCAAUUCUAAACCAGGCUGCAAGCUGCCUGUGAUUUGCAAGGUAGCUUAAGGCUCUUUUCCAGACUGCAAAGUCCCUUCUGCCUCCUGUUCUCUGUGACUGAACACUUUGUGAGAAUGACGCUUCGUUUUGGGCCUUACGUAAGAUGCUUGAGAUGUGCUGGAGGGGAUAGGAAGAGGACAUUAUUGGCCAACUAACGGGUCGUGAGAGAGAAGGUGGCUUUGCUUCUAAGAUCUGGAGUCACCUUCACUUGCUUGCUGAGUCCUAACACAAACUCUUAGUCCAUGAUUCUCUUGGGGCAUCUGAUGAGCUCAGCAUAGGUCCUUUGGGGAGUGCUGUGACAUCAUCAUUUCCUGGCUGAAGGUGAUACCUUGAAAUUUCUGGUGUUUCUACAAUAA
Rhinolophus ferrumequinum (greater horseshoe bat) is the source of this 3147-nucleotide messenger RNA. RefSeq names its product keratin 77 (gene KRT77). Bases 70 to 1902 code for a protein of 610 amino acids. Gene Ontology annotation, cellular component: keratin filament. Lineage: Eukaryota; Metazoa; Chordata; Mammalia; Chiroptera; Rhinolophidae. The record is from RefSeq and is a predicted model, not a curated record. The transcript is spliced from 9 exons. Gene Ontology annotation, molecular function: structural constituent of skin epidermis. Gene Ontology annotation, biological process: intermediate filament organization; keratinization.